AAGUAGUGUAGCGAAGACAUUACUCGGUAGGUUCACAAUCCAAAGUUCUGACAAGAGCAAACCAAGCCAAACCAAGGACGGUCAUUCAACAUUCAAUCCCAUCCUUUUUCUACAUCUCGUGCUUGUUCAUUGAAACAGAAACAACACAAACAAACACGCCCACAUACUGUUCUACCAAACCAGUUUAAAAAGUAUUUGGAAAUCGAAACUCGUCCAACGCAAUCAGAUUUCGCAUACAACAGCAACUCCACACGUCUCUGUCUCCUCAAGAAAUGAAUACCACCGCCUUUUUGCGACUCGUUCUCGCUGCUGCCUGUGUUGCAUCUUCGAGAGGCAGCCUUCGAGGAUCAACGGUUCCCGCGACAGCAGAAACACCUGCAUCCGACACAAACGCAAACGCAAACGAAGACCAUGAAAACAGCGUCGACAACAAGGACAACCGAGACGAUGCCCCCGAAUUUGCCUUUGACGAACAAAGGCACAGGCACCUCGAACCCGGCGAAACCUGCAACCUCGUCCUCCGGGCCGUCGAGCACGGACCCGACGUGGAACACAGCGAUCCCUACAACACCCAAGAGUGGGGCUGUAUACUGAAAGGCACCGAUUCCAAGGUGCGAUUCGUCGAUAUCGUGAACCAAUCCGCAGGGUCGCCGAUCUUUGCCGAGGCCGUCUCGGGCAAAUCGGUCCUGGUCGCGAGCGAGGCCAUCGUCGACACCAUCGAACCCAAGAUGUACAUCCCCCGACACGCCUCCGUGGAGUUGCAAGAGGAGCCCCGCAACGGUCUCAACGAGGAACGUCGCGUCGACGAGGACAACGAGCCGGUGGACCGCGUCAUGAACGCCCUCGUGGUCCGCGUCUCCGCGAAGGACUCUUCGCCGCAGCAGAACGUAAAGAAGCUGCAAAACGACGUCUUCCUAGACGAUCACUGCCUCUCGUCCCAGUUCGAGGCCUGCUCCUACGGAAAGCUCAAGAUCAACCCCUACGAGGCGCCCGGUGUCGAUGGCGGCGUCGUCGAAGUGGCCUUGGACUACAACCUGGCCGACAACGACCUCCGGGGCGUCCUCCAGAGCGCCGCCUACGAGGCCGCCACAGAAAAGGUCGGGAACCUCAUGGACGACAAGUUCGACCUCGUCCUCUUCUGCAUGCCGCCCGGCACCGGAAGCUGGAUGGCCUACGCCUUUGUCGGCACCAAGUUCUCCUUCUACAACGACAAGUGGUGCUCUUACGUCUCGGCGCAUUUGCACGAGGUGGGUCACAACCUGGGCCUGGCGCACAGCGGCCAGCACGAGGAAUCAGAGUACUCGGAUCAGUCCGGGGCAAUGGGCUUCUCCUACGGCCUCGACGACCAGCAGAUAUGCUUCAAUCCCGCCAAGAACUAUCAGCUCGGGUGGUACAAGGACAAGGUGGUCGACUACAAUCCCCUUACCUCGAACAAGACCGAGAGAAUCUUCACUCUGAACGGGGUUGCGGACUACAAAACUGGCCCCAGUGACGCCAACAUUUCGGUGCGGCUGGAGCAAGACGCCAAG
Molecule: messenger RNA, 1529 nt
Organism: Pseudo-nitzschia multistriata
Lineage: Eukaryota; Bacillariophyta; Bacillariophyceae; Bacillariales; Bacillariaceae
Source: the annotation of a GenBank genome assembly